UGUGUUUGUUCUGUGUUGCAGAAUCCAGGAGUGAAAGGAGCUUCUAUUCUGUCUCUUUCUCUUGCGGAAUUGAGCGCCAAGUUGAAAGAUGGUAGCUUGUCACCCGAAAGUGUCCUGUACACAUACAUAGAAAAGGCCUUAGAAGUAACCCAUCAAAUCAACUGUGUGACAGACUUCCUUCCAGAGUGUGAAGAACAGCUUCAAGAAGUGAAAAAACGGGAGAAGGGUUUGCUUUAUGGAGUCCCUGUCAGCAUCAAGGAAAAUGUUGCUUGCAAGGGGUACCCCAACACACUUGGCUUGGUGAAAUUUUUAGACUGCCCUGAGCAGGAUGACUCGGUAAUAGUGAAGGUGUUAAAAAAACAAGGGGCAAUCCCAUUCGUAAAGACCAACACUUCCCAGGCCAUAUUAAAUAUUGAUUGUGGCAAUACAGUCUUUGGACAAACCUUGAAUCCUUUCAACCACAAGAAAACCUCUGGAGGCUCCAGCGGGGGAGAAGCAGCACUUGUUGCAGCAGGAGGCUCCAUCCUUGGAAUUGGUACAGACGUGGCUGCAAGUAUCCGUGUGCCAUGUGGAUUUUGUGGAAUCUGUGGGUUCAAACCAACUGGUUAUAGGAUUAGCGUCAAAGGUGCUACCUCUCCAGUAGCUGGAAUGAACUCAGUCAUCUCUGUGACAGGCCCAAUGACAAAAGAUGUGGACAGUCUGGUUCUCUGCAUGAGGGCCCUUCUGUGUGAUGAGAUGUUCCUCCUGGAUCCAGCUGUGCCCCCACUCCCUUUUAAUGAUGAGAUUUACUCAAGUUCCAAGCCCCUUAGGAUUGGAUAUUAUGAUGAUGAUGGUUAUUUUGAACCAUCUCCCAGCAUGAGACGGGCUGUGCAGGAAACCAGAAAACUCCUGCAGGAAGCAGGGCAUACGCUUAUACCCUUCACUCCCCCUCGAAUUGAUUUUCUGGUGGAUGAGCUCUUUACCAAAGGCCUGUAUGCUGAUGGAACUUCCACAUUAGUUGAAAAGUUUGAUGGAGAGUUUGUGGAUUCCACUUGGACAAACCAGUUACGUUGUUACAGAAUGCCAAAUCUGCUGAAGAGGAUUCUGUAUUUCAUCUUAAUACCUGUGUUUCCACGAAUCUCCCGACAUCUGCAUGCCCUCCUUGGAGUGGGGUCAGUGAAAAACUUCUGGAAGAACAACGCUGACCGAAUGGCAUACCGUGAUGAAUUCAUUGCUGAAUGGAGGAAGAUGAAGCUGGAUGUUAUUCUUUGUCCUGCCUUAGGACCAGCCUUUAAUCUGGGAUAUGCUGGAAAACUAUUUGUUGCUACUACUUACACCCAUCUCUACAAUGUCCUGAAUUUUCCUUGUGGAGUUGUACCAGUCACCACAGUGACACAGGCAGAUGAGGAUGAGCUGAAGCUUUACAAAGGACAUUAUGGAGAUCCCUGGGACAAAAGAAUGAAGGAGGCUGUGGAAGGUGGUGUGGGGCUUCCUGUGGCUGUCCAGUGUGUGGCCUUGCCAUGGCAGGAGGAGCUGUGCCUUCGAUUCAUGAAGGAAGUGGAGAUAGUUUCCACUGAAAGGAGGGGGAGGAGGAAAAUCUGAGCUCCUUGGAAGGGAGUCUGCAAGGAAGUAAUCAUAUCAGCAAAUAAAC
Pogona vitticeps (central bearded dragon) is the source of this 1630-nucleotide messenger RNA. NCBI's taxonomy places the organism in Eukaryota, Metazoa, Chordata, Lepidosauria, Squamata, Agamidae. The record is from RefSeq and is a predicted model, not a curated record.